UUCUCACUAUACAUCUUCUAAGCAGUUACCCAAUUAAGCAGGCCCCUACAAGGGUAUUAUAGCGAAGAAAUUUAAAUGGCAAACUCUCUUAAUAUCCUAACUAUAUAUACACACAUACGGGGUACCAACCUUUCUUCCAUAAUACUUGAUAUUCAUCACCUCUAAUACCAUAUAUCCAUAAACCUUACUACCUCUCUAAAAUUUCAAAAAGAUCUCCUUCAAUAGAUUUCCCUCUCUUUAGCAUCUUCUCUCUGCUCAUCGAUUGUUUCCUUCAAAACAGCAAUACCAUGGGUCUUAGAGACUUGGGUGCUUCACUUCCUCCCGGGUUUCGGUUUUACCCGAACGAUGAGGAGUUGGUCCUUCACUACCUUUACAAAAAGAUCAAGAAUGAGCAAGUUCUCAAGGACACCUUGGUGGAAAUUGAUUUGCAUACUUGCGAGCCAUGGCAGCUUCCUGAAGUGGCUAAGCUGAACGCAAACGAAUGGUACUUCUUCAGCUUCCGAGACCGCAAAUACGCAACCGGGUACCGAACCAAUCGCGCGACGACAUGUGGCUAUUGGAAGGCAACAGGGAAGGAUCGAACGGUGUUGGACCCAAUCACACGUGAGGUUGUAGGGAUGAGGAAGACAUUGGUGUUCUAUAGGAACAGAGCUCCCAAUGGCAUCAAAUCCGGUUGGAUCAUGCAUGAGUUUCGUUUGGAGACCCCACACUCUCCACCUAAGGAAGAUUGGGUUUUGUGCAGAGUUUUUCACAAAGGCAAAUCAGACAUUAACAGUGCUAACAAACUUAGCCCACAACUCAUGUUUGAAGCCACACCUCCAUCAUCACCACCAACCAAUUACCAAAUUACCAUGCCUGUAAUUGGGUGUAACAACCAACUAGCCCCAUUCCCUUCCUCAAUGGCAACAACAACAACAACCCAAAAUUACAACAACUCUUUUUUGAACCUCCUUCAGUUUUCUCUGGAAACAAACACCAAUUGUAGCAGCAUUACUCAAAUUAGUACACCCAAAUGUGAUGAUGAUGGAUAUGGGUUCUUAUGGGACAUGGACUUAGAAGAAAAUAGCUUCCAAGAUGGUACUACUGUGACCUCAAAUUUGGAUGGGAUCAGAUUUGAGGUUGGUAAUAAUAAUAGCAUGGUCCUGUAAUUAAUUAAAAUGUGUGAUUUGUACAUAGAUAUAUAGGUUUUUUAUUAUCUCGCAAGUUAUGGAAAUUUGUGGGUUUGUGAUGUGAUGAUAGUGUUUUGGCUUCAUGGGGCAAGUCAUGUGCUUGAUAGGGAUUGAUUGUUUCGUGUCUGUAGUUUACUGUCAUGAGCUCAGGGUGCUCAAUUGCAGCUUUUUUUUCUUCUUUUUUGGGUGGGGGUGCUUACACAGAUUAGCAUUUGUUAAUGAUCUUUUAAUUGUGUACAAUUUCUUGAUUUAUAUGUAUAUAUAUAUAGUAGUGUCAUACAAUACUCACUAUUUUAUUA
Lotus japonicus is the source of this 1468-nucleotide messenger RNA. Its product is annotated as protein CUP-SHAPED COTYLEDON 3-like. The transcript is spliced from 3 exons. Lineage: Eukaryota; Viridiplantae; Streptophyta; Magnoliopsida; Fabales; Fabaceae. The record is from RefSeq and is a predicted model, not a curated record. Gene Ontology annotation, biological process: regulation of DNA-templated transcription. Gene Ontology annotation, molecular function: DNA binding. Bases 288 to 1148 code for a protein of 286 amino acids.